ACCACCACAUCACCACGAGCGCGCCUCCCCUCGCACUCUCCUCCCUCUCCCCUCCCACUCUUUCCCGUGGUUUCAACGCGCGCUCCACGGGAGUAGUGAAGCAGAUGAAGCUGGCGCUGGACUUUCAGAACACUUCGUUCAUUCCUCGCCGCCGCCGCUGCUGGGUUAAGCUCGUGUAUUUUUAUCCUGCGUGAGUUACAUCAGAGUGGAAGCGGACCCGUGGAUGUACGAACGGCACUGGCGUUUGUCGGUUUACGGAGAGGUAUUUGUGGUAGUCGUAGAGUGCGCCGUGCGAGCGACCGCAUCGGUUUUACGCACAGCAUCUGUCCGUCGUGAUGCCUCCCCUGCCUUCCUCCGCGCUCUCAAAGUGAGUGGGACUCGGCGUGCGGAUUGCACUGCCUCGCCUGAGCGGUCGGCAACGAGCAACGCAGAGAGAUCGCGACGGGGGGAGGCCGAGGAGGCUCGCGGACGCCGCCUUGACGGACGAUGACGGUGGCAGAGAGGAGGCGAAGUGCAGCCACCGCAUCCACUUCCCGCUCGUUGGCCCAUUGAUGCUGUCGCUGGCUAUGUGGUGCGCCGUGGCGGAGUCCUUUUGAAAGGCAGUAUCUGUUGAUGUAUCGCACGCUUUUAUACGCCGACCGCUUUGAAGUGUGUUCAUAAAUAGCGCAUGACAAAAAAAAAAAUCCCACCCCCCUUCCCCCGCUGCCCACCCCAUGAAGAUAGAACACAGUAGUGUCAACGUUAAGAAUACCGACUCGAGAGAGCAGAGUGGUAUUUGAUGGCGCAAAGCGAGUGCAGCUGCUUGGCCACUCCACCAGUGCCCCUGUCGUCGAUGAUCGCGACUUUGUGAUCUCGUGGAAGACGCGACGGAAGAAGGGGAGCGACGCGGUGGUGGUGGUGGCAUGCAGAGCGGACAUGUGACUGCUGCUGUGGCUGGGGAUCGUGCGAUGCUCUGACGAUGCGGGCUGCCACCCGCUGUGCCGCACGCGUGCAACAACAGUGACGACGACGAGGGGCACCACCGCUCUCACCGAAUCGAGAGAGCCGCGGUGAAGGUGUUGAAGUGACACUGCCCACGACGCGCGAGCACGCGAUGGGACGCAGUGUCCGCGAUGACUCCUCGAGGCAAUUUGCUUCUCGAAGAUCCUCGUACUAAAUGCGCUACAAGUGGAACCCAAUUCUUGACACCCCCUUCCUCCCGCUCUUCCCCCUUCCCAAACCCACACGCACACGAGAGCUAGAGUCAACGGUUGCUGCUAUGCACGGCACGCGGGUGUAGAAUGGUAGCAGAAGCAGCGGUAGUAGCGGCAGUAGCAGCAGCAGGAACCUCCCCACCUUCAGCAUGGACAGCGAAGCGAACAGCAGCGAAGGGCGCAACGGCCGAAAGGUUUCCACUGCCUCGAGCCAUUCCAGCGAGGGCGGAUCUCCCGAUCGAGUUGAGGGCGGCGGCUGGGCAGGAGGAGGUGGAGGUGGUGGUUUUGGAGGCGGCUGUCCGUUCAGCCGCUUUGGGAGGCUGCAGGCCGGUCCACCUGUGGCUCCCGGGGCCACGUCUCCCGGACCCCGCUCCGCCGCGCGCAGGCCAGUCAAUUUGGACGUGCUGGGAGAAUGCAUUCGCAAGAUGGUGUGUCCCACGGCGGACACUUUGAGGGAAGCAUUGGAAAGGACGCUGCAGUGCUACGCAGAGAGUCGCCGAGAUUGCUCCGCAGGACGCAAUAACUGCGCGGGCGCCGGAGACCGGCCCACGUGGCUUCACGGUGGAUUUUCAGAACUCGAGGGCCAAGAGGGCCUCCUUCCGACUCUCCAGUCACUCGCCUCGUUUCUGAGCGUGAGUUCCGAGGGCUUCCAGGAGAAGUUUGGUGAGGAGCUGUUUGGGAUUUGCUUCGAGGAGAACGAGCGGAUCCUGCGUGCGGUGGGCACCACGCUGCAGGACUUCCUCAACAGCCUCGACGCGCUGCUGGGCCAAGGCCACGUGAGGCCCGACGGCGGCUCCACGACCUCCGAGGGCCCCUCGCCGGCCUCCGACGCGACCCCCGUUCCCUACUUCUGCUGCACGGAGCUCGCUCCCCACGACCCCGGCGGAGGCGACGCCGCCGCCGCCGCCGCCGCCGCCGCCGCCGGGCCCUCGGACUCGGGCCUGCUGCUGCACUGCUUCCAGCCCAACGCCGUCGUGUCCGUGGCGCUGCCAGGGCUGCUGCGGGCGUCGAGCGCGCGCCUCUACGGCGCGGACGUCUCCGUGGAGCGGCUGGAGCGCGCCGAGUGCGAGCGGCGCCGCUGCUUCUGCCGCGACGGCGGCGCCGGCGGCUCCACGGGGGACGACCGCGUUGCGGCCUUCGCCAUCCGGAGCGCCGACGGGCGCCCGACGCGGGGCCUGCGCUCGUGCCGUCCGGCCGUGUCGAGGUCGCCCGGCGACCUUCGCGUCGACCUGGCGACGUUCUGCAAGGUGUUCCCCUUCCACGUGAUGCUCGACCGCGGGCUGCGUCUCCUGCAGACGGGCGACGGCGUGCGGAGGCUGCUGCGCGACGCCCAGCCCGGCGCGCUCUUCCACGACUGCUUCCGCGUGCUGUCCCCGCCGGCGAUGCGCGGCUGCUCCUUCGCCGGGGUCCUCCGCCGCCUCAACACCCCCUUCGUGGUGCGCACGCGGGGCGACGGGGCCGACGCCAAGGUGAUGGAGCUCAAGGGGCAGAUGGUGUUCGUGGCCGAGUCGGACGCACUGCUCUUCCUGGGCUCCCCGUGCGUCGACAAGCUGGAGGAGCUGGUGGGCCGAGGCCUGCACCUGUCCGACAUCCCUGUGCACGACGCGACGCGCGACGUCGUGCUCGUCGGGAAGCAGGCGCAGGCCCAGGACGGCCUCCGCAAGCGUCUCGACAAGCUCAAGGAAACCCUGGAGCAGACGCGACGCGCGCUCGAGGAGGAAAAGAAGCGCACGGUGGAUCUGCUCGACUCCAUCUUCCCGGGCGACGUGGCGCGCUGCCUCUGGCAGGGCCUCGCCAUGCCCGCGCGCAAGUUCGACGACGUCACGGUGCUCUUCUCUGACAUCGUAGGCUUCACGGCCAUCUGCGCGCAGUGCACGCCCCUGCAGGUCAUCGGCAUGCUCAACGCGCUCUACACCAGGUUCGACCACCAGUGCGGGUUGCUCGACAUUUACAAGGUGGAUCGAUGGCAUACCGCGAGCCAGCGGACACUGGCUAAUGGACCCAAUGGCUGUCCCAUCAGCGCUAAAUAAUUAGCAAUUAGCGGGAGCAAUACGCACGCCGCUUUGUGAUGUCGCAGCAAUGAAUAGGCCGCGGCGACGCAUUCCGGCCUCCAUCAUCAACCGCGCGUUGCGACUCUCUGCCCGCGUAGGCCAGCACUAUAACGCGGCUCUGACACAAAUUCUUGUGCUUCUACAUAUUUUUUUAAUCACUGAAUAGUACGCGUAAUUGCGUGUUCUACGAGCGUUAAAGGAACGUAUACGUAACGUGAAUAAAAUGCUAAGGAAUUGUACGGUUUUUGUUUUAAGAUGCAUCUCAAGGUGGCUGUUGUCCGUGGUUGUCACCGGACAGUGUGAAGCCAGCCCAUCAUGUCUUCAGGGUUGUUAAAUACACUCAAUUGCAAUGCUUGGUAGAAGGUCAACACUAAUCUUUUCCACAUGAAUGUGGAAUUUCCACUCAAAUUAGGCCGUAAUAUUCUAACACUGGGGGGUGCAUGGGCUCUAUCUUAGAAAUGGCAAACAUGUUUGUUUUGUAUUGGUUAGACCAACGGAUUGUGAAGUAUUGUACAAUAAUAAAAUUAUUCCUGGCCCAAUUACCAGGCUCGAGCCCUGCUUAGCUUCCAAGGUCACACAAUAUUGAGCACUCAAAGGAUGACAUCAUCGACUGUGAACCUAGCGAUCUAAAUUCAAUUCCUGGCCACGGCUAAUAGGAGUGGCGAGUGAUAUCUGAACCAGUCCUGCCCCCCCACCUGCCCCCCCCCUCUCACCUUUCACCAGCCCCCACUAACAAAGUGUGACGAAGUAUGGUCAAACAACAAAUAAGACCAAAACGGCAUGGGCCCUCAUCCAGUAGUUUAAUUAACAAAGCUUUGGCUGCUCACGCGGCGGUGUUUUAAUUAAAAGUACGACAAGUGGACGGUGGUAACCCGUGACGUGUGUCCGCUGGCCACGUGCUGCUACGGUAAUAGCCCUCGUGCGCAGCGGCUCCCGCUGAAAUUAACUCGCGCCACCGCUGCGUUUGGUUGUGAUUGGCCCUCACCCGCCACGGGGCUUGUGACAAUGACGUCACAGGAGGGGGGCGGUCACGUGCAAGAAAAUGGCAACAACGGCGAGCUCGUUUGCCCGCGACUGCCACGCGACUAGACCUCCUCCUCCCCCUUCCAUGGAAAACUAAAAAAACACCCGGUGUUCGGAAGAAACAAAACCACACUCCACAUGCUACUCUGCGAAUGGCCUCCCGAGCCUGCUGCUAAUGCUGCCCUGGUUUCGAAGGGGGGGGGGGGGGAUGCCACUUAAGAGGGGAGGGAUGUGAGACUGAGCUGGCUGUGAGAGGUGCGACUCCGGAACACCUGAGGGACUUCGCGCUGUGCAGUAAUUACGCGGCGUGGACACGUCUAAAGAGCUAUGCGCUCCGGGGGGGAUUUGAGUAACCCGUUAUCACGAUCGUGCGUACACCAUUGUGGCCAAGCAAUGAGAAUUCUAAUGCUGUAACCGUGUACGGGUGACAGCCAUUUUCCCAGUUCACUGCUGGAUGAGUGCCUCCCCAAAGCAAUGUUGGUCAUGUGGGUUAUUUGGCCAUACUUCACCAAGAUGAUCAGUGCAUGUUUGGUGAAUUAAAGGUCCAAGACUGGUCCUGAUAUCACUCGCCACCACUGAUGUUAGCCGUGGCUAGGAAUUGAACUCGGCUUGCCGGGUGUAUAGCGGAUCGCGCUAUAGACUACGCCACAGCUCCACCCCAGCACUCUAAUAUAGGCCUUUGUAGUAUCAGUAAGAGCUCAUGCACACAACAUUGACUAAACCGGCAGGAAAUGCAAGAUAAAUUGUCCAUGCCCAGGGGACGCCGCACUGACUCCAGAGGCAUGCCCGUUACGCACAUUCCUGAUAUAUUUUUAACAUUUUCAAUAUCUAUAUAUGCAUCUAACACACGCAGAUAUGGUUUGGAAUUUUCAGUAAAGCCUAUUUUUGUUUGCUGGCAACUCGAGCAUCCUGGCUGCUUGGUAUUCACAGGCCACUUCCUACUCAGACACAAUAGCCGAGAUGCACCUGCUCAGCCUCGGAGUUCAGUAUUCUGCACCAUAUGUCUUAAUUUAGUGCCUCAAGCUUCAACGCCCAAUGGCGUGCGGAGAAAAUCAAUGCGAUAGCUCUCUGUGUUUUGGCGUUGAACCGCACGUCACUCGGCAUGGUGUCCGACGUUUCGCUCCAUGUGAUAUGAGCUUCUUUAGGAACACUGGAGAGCUAUACAGUACAACCAGAACCGCAGAUACCCGAUGCAUCCCCCCCCCCCCGUGUCAUAUCAGUGGGGGUGAUCCAUUCCCGUGGCAGGCUCGAUACGUCGGCACGCAUCUGCACACGGACUUUGCGUAUCACCAUUAAUUAUAGAGCAAGUAAAUUUGUACAGCUGCGAUAUGUGAAACUGUCUUGUUUUUUUUAUCGUUCCUCUUGAAUAACAAUAAGUUGCGCGGUUGCACUAAAACCCAGGGCUUGAGAUUUUACAGAGAUGGAAUUAAUUGCUUUGAGCCGUAGGUCACCAUACAAGGUCCAUUCCAGUGGCAUUUCACUUCAGAUGCUUGCAGCAGUCUUACAGGAGGCUGGUACCCCGAGCAUUAUGCAGCUGGUGAAAGCUAUUGAGGAGUUAUUUAAAGUACUUCAAAAUGCCUGGCAAAUAAAGCGCUGUUUUCUUAUUUGCAAACUCAUGUUAAGAGUGCAAGUAUGCAUUCGCACAGUUAGUGCGGCCCCUCUCUCGAUAUCACGUUUCUCUUUCAGAUCAGGUGUUUUGUAAUGGAACGAGGGUAAGGGUUUGCAUUCCUUUAUUAAGCAACCAUUUUUCGGUGUAUUUUUAGCUUCUAUUUCUGGAAUUCAGUUUCAUGCAAAGACAAAGCCGCACAUUCUUAAUGAAAUUUUCACGGCUAAUUUCCAGCGUCUGCAUCUAUCACGUGCAAACAAGCAUUGCCGUGUGCGUAAUGUCCUUAUUAAUGUUGCCAACCUUGUAUUUGUUCUCCAUGCUGAAAUUCUUCUCAUAAAUAUGUUUUUUUUAUAUAAAUAAAUGUAGCAUAAUUACCCACGGCUCCGAGAGCUGCCUGACAAAUCAGCGCAGGCUGCGCAGAGUGCCAAAAGAACACGCUGGCACGUAUCUUGCCAAACUCCAGCUCGCGGAAUUAAUAUGACUCAACUCAUAUUCUUGGUUCUUUCGGUAAAGUCACGUAGAAGGGAAA
Petromyzon marinus (sea lamprey) is the source of this 6402-nucleotide messenger RNA. RefSeq names its product guanylate cyclase 1 soluble subunit alpha 2 (gene GUCY1A2). The record is from RefSeq and is a predicted model, not a curated record. Gene Ontology annotation, biological process: cGMP biosynthetic process; response to oxygen levels. Gene Ontology annotation, molecular function: heme binding; guanylate cyclase activity. Lineage: Eukaryota; Metazoa; Chordata; Hyperoartia; Petromyzontiformes; Petromyzontidae. Gene Ontology annotation, cellular component: guanylate cyclase complex, soluble.